Danaus plexippus (monarch butterfly) is the source of this 3416-nucleotide messenger RNA. Its product is annotated as carbohydrate sulfotransferase 11. The coding region runs from base 422 to 1543 and encodes 373 amino acids. NCBI's taxonomy places the organism in Eukaryota, Metazoa, Arthropoda, Insecta, Lepidoptera, Nymphalidae. The record is from RefSeq and is a predicted model, not a curated record. Gene Ontology annotation, cellular component: membrane. Gene Ontology annotation, molecular function: sulfotransferase activity. Gene Ontology annotation, biological process: carbohydrate biosynthetic process. The transcript is spliced from 8 exons.
UUGGCUGUUGAUAGUGUGAUUUGCCAAAAAUAAAGCUGCAGUGCAGUGCUUGCAGACUGCGGUGAUGUUCCAUUCAUUGUUGAGGUCGAUACUCGAUACGGUCUUCAGUCUUCGCAAGUCAGUACCGGCGCGGCAGCCUUAACAGUUGGAUGUGUGUACACGUCAUCCACGAUCUCGUCUCUCGGGCGUUUGAGCUUUUAUUUAUAAACAAACCUUUUUUUUAAAUUUAAUUUCAUUAAAAUCGUUAUUUUCUUUAAUAAAAUUUUACGGAUUAGUGAAAGGCGACGUUGAUUCUGUGUAUUUUUAUGUGAUUACAACUUACAAGUGCAGUGUUUUUUUUUUUCGGGACAUCGUAAUUUAGGGGCAAAUAUUAUAAUUAUUAUGAUAAUGUAACUAAGCUCUCGACACAAUAAUAAAAAAAAUGAAAAAAAUAAGUAGAAGAAAUCUGAGUGUGAUGAGGCUUGGGAGAUGUGUGGCUUUUCUAGCCGCCGCUGCCUUUUUAUUGCCAUUCACCAUACUGCUCAUGGUGGCGGAUCAACAAUACAAUCUGAGUUACAACUACAAGAGAGUAUUUUAUCAGGAGAGCGACUUCUAUAAAAUGAACGGAUCAUAUUUUUCGCCUACAUAUUUAAGGACACAGUAUGUCUUCGAUAAUGGAAGCCAUGAUGAGGGACUGUUAACGCGGGACAAAUUUCUGGAGGUCGGCAGUCGGAUGGAUGCUAGGAGAGAGUAUCUACGUAACGAAUGUUCCAGACUCGGCCUCGACAGUUCAAGUCAUAAAGCCUACGCGUGGGAGUACUUGAUCAAUCGGCAAUAUCACGUUAUAUGGUGCAACAUUUUCAAAGCAGCAUCAACGUCGUGGAUGUACAAUUUUAAUUUAAUGGCAAAUUACACGGCGGCAUUUUUAAACAGAACUAAAGAAGUUCCGUUAGAAUUAGCCAGAAAGAAAUAUGCGAGGCCGACGGUAGAAAUGAUUAGGAAGGCGCAGGGGGAUUCUAUUACAUUCCUGAUUGUUAGACAUCCUUUGGAGAGGCUGGCUUCAGCUUACAACGAUAAAAUUGUACACGCCUGGCCUAAGUCUUUUCACGAUCAAAUGGGGAAGAGGAUCAUUAAGAAAUAUAGAAAGACGAAUCAGAAGUCGGCACCAACUGAGAGAUAUCCGGUGUUUGAAGAAUUUGUUACCUACGUUUUGGAUGAAACGAAAAUGAAACGAACACGUGACAUGCAUUGGACGCCAUACACCGACUUCUGUACGCCGUGCAAGUUUAAUUUCGAUAUCAUCCUCAAAUUUGAAACACUUGAUGAAGAUCAAAAGUUCUUGAUACAAAUGGCGCGUCUCCAAGAGAUAAUCAAACCGGAAUGGCGGAACAGCGGAAAGGGAACCAAUACAUUGCACAAUAUCAACCAUUUGUACUCGCGUCUCAACAAAUCGCAACUGGACGGCCUUUACAACCUGUACAAAUACGACUUCCUAUUAUUCAACUAUACUAUGGACAGCUAUUAUGAAAUCAUACAGAAAGACAACGACAGCAACCAUGGCUGAGAAAAAAAACAACAAAAUUACGCUAAAUUUCGCCCUGUCAGAAUACGACAAGAUGAUUGAUGAAAAAUAAAGAAAAGACUUUGUAGGGGAACACAAAAUGCCACCCCUUCGAAUGUUACUCCUAAUAACUGAUAAUGUCACCAAUGACAUGUGACAUUUAAUAUAAAUCUAAUUAUCUCUGUUUUAAUAUGCUCUAUGGUCGAUGGGCCUUGUCUAUGAUAUGAAAGUUUGAUUAUUUGAUUCAUACAAUAAAUUUUUAUUACAUAAUAAUAUAAAUAGUGAUGACGUUGAAUUUUAUCAAAUUAGAUAAUAGAAUAUAACUAAUAUAUAAUUUAUCUAAUUUGAAUUGAAUCGAUUAAAUAAAAAAUAAUAUAUUAGUUGAUAUUAUUAAAAUUCUAAGGAAAUCUUUUGUACUACAUAGCUAUAUAGUGAGUGUGGGUAAUUGAAAUAUAUUUUAUAUUAUAUUUAAAUAUAACGAAAGAUUUGUUAGUGCUUCCGUAUUGUGUAGUCAAGUAAUUUAACUCAAAUGUAAUGUCUAUAUAUUUGUGAAGAUAAACGAAACUUGCUACUCGCUUAGUUUAAGUAUUUUAAGUGGGUCACGAAAAUUCCCGACCAAAAGUAAUAAAAUGUAUUAUAUUAAUUAACUUGAUCAUGAUAUAACAAUGAUUUUCUUUACGUGAACAUGUCAAAUCUUUAUAUAUCUAUAUAAUUCAUACCGUUCCGAAAUGCCUUAAGUAGGUACAAAAGAGUUUUGUUUUGAAGUUAAUAAUGUAAUAUUUUUGGGAGAAACUGUUAUAUAGAUAUAAUAUUGUCAUUAAAAUAACGUAUAAAGAAAUAUUAAGUACAAAUGUAGUAUUUAAUUAUGAAUGUAAAUAUUUCUUAUAUUUUGUUGUAUAUGAUUAACAAAUCUCGUUACCAUCAUGCUUGUUGUUUAAAUUUUGGUUGAUAUGAAUUUGUUUACAAUAGACGAUUUAUUUUGUUGUUGACAGUUUGUAUCUCUUUAUAGGAAUUGUUGAAGUAUAGAUUAGAGAUGAAAUAUUAUUUUAAGUUGCCUAGUCCUAGAAGCAAUGUUUGAGCUUGUAGAAUAAGAUAAAAUAUUUUUUCAACCAUUCAAGAAUAAAAUUUAAAAAAUAUUACCAUUCGGUUACAUUAUAAUUAAAUAGUUACUGCUUAUUUCAAUAAAUUUCAUAUAAUAAAUUAGUUAUAAUGUAAAACAAAUGUAGUUUUUAUGAACAUUGAAGUUUUAACUAGCAAUACUAAAACAAUGCAAUAAAUCUGCUUUCAAGGUAAUUUCAAUGUUCAUUGUACAUUUUUGUCAUUCAUACAAUAACAGUUAUGUUAUUCAAGCAAAAGUGUUAUUAAAAUAUAUAAUCAUUUAUCAAAUUUUCAACAUUAAUUAUAAUUUAAAACUUAAUAAUGUAGCAUAUCUUGGUAUAACCGAUAAGUUAAAUAAAAAGUAUAUUUCCAAUAGCAGUUUAAAUAUAUUUAUUAUAAAAUAAAUAUAAUAGCAUUUAUUAAUUGUCAUUUAUGCACUUCAAAUGUUGAGCUUUGGUAUGUUAAAUGAAAGAAAUAAUGUUUUUAAUUUAGCAAGAACUAGUCAAAAAAACCCGUAUCUGUUUAGGAGUCCUUGUAGGAGUUAUAUAAAUUUUGUUGCUAGUUAUAGACCCUAGAUGUACGACGGAAUGUUAGACCAAAAGUAUGGCCUAUAGAUAGAAACUGAAGUGGUGCUAUAGUCCUUUAGAUUUUGAUCUCAUAUCAGUGUAAGUACUUGUUGCUAUUACGUUAUGACUUCACUAUCGAAUCGGUUGUGUUAAAUGAUGUUAAAGAGAAUUUUAUUCUUAGUACUUAUAGAAAAUAAAUAAACGCAACAUGA